This is a messenger RNA of Phacochoerus africanus (Common warthog), 3109 nucleotides long. RefSeq names its product LysM domain containing 3 (gene LYSMD3). The transcript is spliced from 3 exons. Gene Ontology annotation, cellular component: Golgi apparatus. The coding region runs from base 150 to 1070 and encodes 306 amino acids. Gene Ontology annotation, biological process: Golgi organization. The record is from RefSeq and is a predicted model, not a curated record. NCBI's taxonomy places the organism in Eukaryota, Metazoa, Chordata, Mammalia, Artiodactyla, Suidae.
GAGACGUUGGCCGCGGCAGCGGCAACGGUGGACCCGGGCAGCCGAAAACAGAACCUCGGCCAUGAACUGUGCCGGGAGGGCAGUGGUGGUGGACCUGGUAGCGGUCUUUUCGUUGAGUCCCCCGUCCUAACGGGACAGAUUUUGACAUUAUGGCAGGGAGGCAUCAGAAUCGUAGUUAUCCUCUUCCAGGAGUUCAUUCAAGUGGUCAAGUACAUGCAUUUGGAAAUUGUACAGACAGUGAUAUAUUGGAGGAGGAUGCUGAAGUGUAUGAGCUUCGAUCCAGAGGAAAAGAAAAAAUCCGAAGAAGUACAUCAAGAGAUAGACUUGAUGACAUAAUAGUGUUAACAAAAGAUAUACAGGAAGGAGACACUUUAAAUGCAAUAGCACUUCAGUACUGUUGUACGGUAGCAGAUAUCAAGAGAGUUAACAAUCUCAUCAGUGAUCAAGACUUUUUUGCCCUUAGGUCUAUUAAAAUUCCAGUAAAAAAGUUUAGUUCAUUGACUGAAACACUUUAUCCUCCAAAAGGGAGACAGGCUUCACGUCCUUCAUCUGUUCAUUACCUUCCAGAACAACAGGAACUUCAGUCUGCUAAUGAUUCUCUUUCUUCCAGUGAGUCAGCUGGUAGCUUUUUAAAAGAAGUAGACCGAGAUAUAGAACAAAUAGUAAAAUGCACAGACACCAAACGAGAGAACCUUAAUGAGGUGGUGUCUGCCUUAACAACACAACAAGUACGUUUUGAACCUGAUAACAAAAACAUUCAACGUAAGGAUCCUUACUAUGGAGCAGACUGGGGAAUAGGGUGGUGGACAGCUGUAGCGAUAAUGUUGAUAGUAGGUAUAAUAACGCCAGUAUUUUAUUUACUAUAUUAUGAAAUUUUAGCCAAGGUGGAUGUUAGUCACCAUUCCACAGUGGAUUCUUCACAUUUGCAUUCAGGAGUCACACCCCCAUCGCAGCAGAGAGAAAUGGAAAAUGGAAUUGCUCCAACGAAAGGAAUACCCUUUGGUCCACAAGAUGACCCUAAGCUGUAUAGUCAAGAUGCUCAGUUACCUGCUGCUCAACACAAAACAUAGCAGUUAGCUCACAAUUACAGUGUUAGCAAUCACAUGUGCAUCUGGACUCUGGUCAAUCAGUUAUAUUCAAUAACCACUUCAAAGGCAGAAGUUAGGGAGAUUGAAGAUGCUUUGUUUUUCACCUUUUUUCUGUUUUUUUUGGAGCUGUUUAAAUUGGAUUGAACAUAAAACCCUACUGUUGCUGCUUGUUGAUACUGAAAGUAGUAAGUCUGUGUAUCUGUUGUGUUGAUACUUAAAGCAGAAAUGAAUUUUUGUGUCUAGGAAAUUCUUGGAAAAUGCAUCAUUUUUCUUCAGGGCUGGUUAUGUUUAAUUUUUAAGUAAUUAUUUUUGGUUUGAGGUUAUUAAUAUUAAAUUCAUUAAGCAGAAUAAUGAUAGCAUCAGAUGUCUGCAACUGAAGAAAAUUUGUUUAUUGUGAAGCAUCAAAUAGUUGCAAAAGAGUUGUUUGAUUCUAAAAUUAUUUAUGAUAGCAGUUACUUAAUAUGCCAUUUUGAAACUUUUAAAAAACACUUUUAGUAUAUAUGGAAUGAAAACAUAGUAGAACAGAAAUGGGAAAGAAAAGAAAUGUAUAAUUCUGUAAAAGAGGCUGAGAUAUUAUUGUUAAGCCCCCAAAAUAAUGAUAGUGUUGGGAAGUUGCCGUUUGGUCCACUGAAACACUGGAUUAUAUCAGGACUUAAGAGUAGUCUUUGUCUCUUAAAGAAUGCUGCCUCUGCUUCUGUUUUUAAGGUGAUUAUAUUUGCCUCUGAUAUUUUAAGCACUUUUGUUGUUUUUUGAUGAAAAGUGUUGUACAGAUUAUCAUUAUUUAGGAAGUAUCUCGUUAUAUACUGUGGUAAGUUGUUGCUGUGUUAAUGUUACAUGUAGUAACAUGCCUUAAUUACAUUUAAUGCCUUAUAUUAUUAUUCUGUGUAAGCUAAUAUAAAUUUUAGAAUUAAAACUAAGCAUUAUUUCAGAUGGUCCAGUAGGAGUCAUAACAUAAGGUAUAUAAAUUUGUCUCCACCUUCACUAUCAAACACAAGUUAAUGGGAUCAAAUCAGAUUUUCACUGUCUGCCUCUGAGGUCUGUUGCAAAAAAGCAAGGGAAAAGAAACCUUUUGCCUUAGCAGUAACAGACAAAUUGUUUUAUUUAUUGAUCCCUUAACCUCUUUUUUCACAGAGAAAAUGUUCAACUUAGGCCUUUUUUUCCCCUUAAAUAGAGCAUCAAAUUGGGGAACAGAAGCAAAAGGUGUAUGGAUUGGUUGAAAGGGCUUAAUGGUGCCUCUUUUUAAGAUCUACUGUGAAUCAGAAUCUGGCUAAAUAAGCUUUUGCAUACUGAUUCCGUCAUUUGAUUUUUUAAAAAGUAUGUGUUUUUAAAAUGUCGUCAAAAUGAUUCAGUAUAAGCAAGAUUUGGUAGAGUCUGGAUUGCUUGUUUUGUCUAUAAUAAAGUAUAUACCUUAAGGUAUGUAAUACCACCUCAUUUUCUGGGCAUUAUUUUCUAAUUAUUAAUGAUUCAGCUUUUUGACCAGUUGUUUUAUAUUUCAGACUUCAAUCUUAAUACAAAGUGGGGUGAAAAAAAUUAUUUGCUUAAUGAGGCUUAAUUUAAUUUCAGAAAAAAACUAUCAUAGAACAAAUAAGUCAAGCAUUAAAGCCCUUGAAUAUAUUAGAGGGCCUCAGUUAACCAAAAAGUAUUAAUAUGGAAGUUGUAGCAAAUGGAUUUGAGUAACUCUUUUAGUUUAAGACUUAAAAAUUGUUUUAACAUGCCUUGGGCAUCUUGAGAGAAGUAUGAUCUUCCUAAUUUAUGCUCAGUGUUAACUUGGUCAGUUUACAUUUUGUUUAGCCUGCUGAAAAUCAAGUUUUGGGGAUGAAAAUAUGGAUUGUUUUAGUGUUGAAUAGCUAUAGGUGUCCUUAGAAAAACUUUGUUUACAUCAGACUGAUGAAAUAGAGUCAGCCAUUCCUUUUUGCUAGUGGUACUUUGAAAUUGAUAAAGAGGUCUGAUUUCCAAAAUAAGUAACUUUUCAAAUAAUGAUGUGUACUAUAUACUUGUUGAUUAAAAAACAUUUCUGUCUU